AAUCAAAAUUCACAACCCUAGAAUCAAAUUUACGACUCCAAUAUUCAAGCACCAAAAACUCAGCUCUGACCUCGCUUCCCACCUAACCCCGGUCUGUUAUAUUUGAUACAUUCCAAUCAUAGGAUAUUUUUUCUACCUCCCCCCUCCGACGACAUCAGGCCGCGCCGGUCAUAUUUUACCACAACCGUGCCUCUGCCCUUUCUUCACUUUUCUACAAGGCUUGGAAGAAGUACGUAAUUUUCAAUGUACUUGAGGAGAAUACUGUGCACUCAUCGGAGAUGGCAUCUUUUAGCUUCAGAUUCAUCUGGACACACUUUUUCUGGUCUGGGCCAAAGGUGUACUCAGUUACAUGCUUACAUCGAUGCAAGUAUAAAUAAACAAAACAAGUCUCAGGUGCAGCAGCAUCAACAGGAAUGGCUCAGGCGAGAAUCACCGGUUUUGACAAGAAGAGAUAAGUUUAAAAUUCAGAUUUUGACAAGAAUUCUUCCGUGGGAGAACAUUAACGUCUCUUGGGACACUUUUCCAUAUCCCAUAGAUGAGCAUACAAAAAGUCUUCUGGUGGAAUUUGCUGAUUCACACUUGAGAUAUAAUAAGUUUGCUUCAUCUUUUGGUACUGGCCUUGCAUCUUCAAGUGGAAGAAUAUUGCUUCAGAGUAUUCCCGGCACUGAGCUUUAUCAGGAGAGAUUAGUUAGAGCUCUUGCACAACAUUUACAAGUUCCUUUGUUGGUGUUUGAUAGAAGCAUCCUUACUCCUUAUGAUAUUGAUGAUGAUUUAUUGUCACACAAUGAUAAUGCUGAAUCUGGGGAGGAAGGUUCUCUGGAGUCAAAGAAUGAGGAUGACAAUGAUGCUAGGUAUUGUGCUAGUAGUGAAGAAGAGCCAGAUGCUAGUGAAAAUGAAAAUGAAAAUGAAGAUGCAGAGGCUUCUGCCAAAGCAGUCCUUGAGAAAAUUAAAGCGGCUGUUCAGAAAUUUGUCCCAUAUAACGUUGAAGAAUUGCCGAAGGAUAUAUCUGGGAAGGAAGGUUCUCUGGAGUCAGACUCAGAGAAUGAGGAAAGGUGGUCGAGCGACUCCGAUGUUGAGUCAGAUGCUACUGAAAAUGAAGAUGCAGUGGCUUCUGCCGAAGCAGUCGUUGAGAAAAUUAAAGCGGCUGUUCAGAAACUUGUCCCAUAUAAUGUUGAAGAAUUGUCGGAGGAUAUAUCUGGGGAGGAAGGUUCUCUGGAGUCAGAGAAUGAGGAAGGGUGGUCGACCUAUUCCGAUGUCAAGUCAGAUGCUAGUGAAAAUGAAGAUGCAGAGGCUUCUGCCGAAGCAGUCGUUGAGAAAAUUAAAGCGGCUGUUCAGAAACUUGUCCCAUAUAAUGUUGAAGAAUUGCCGAAGAUAACCUCUGGAGAGUCUGAGACUUUCAAGUCUAAUGAUGGCAAGUUCGAUGAUAAAUUUGAAUGUCAACUAAGAAAAGGCGACCGUGUGAAGUACAUUGGGCCAUAUAUUCCAGUUACAGCUGAUGAUAGCAGGCCUUUAGCUUAUGGUCAGAGAGGAGAGGUGUAUGAGGUUAAUGGAGAUCGAGUCUCUGUCAUUUUGGAUAUUAAUGAGGAUGAGCUGGAAAGUGUUGAUAAUAUAAAGCCACCAAUUUGUUGGACUGAUGUUAACAACAUUGAGCAUGAUCUUGAUGCUCCAUCAGAGGAUUGCUACAUAGCAAUGGAGGCUUUAUGUGAGGUUUUACAUUCCAAACAACCACUUAUUGUCUAUUUUCCAGAUGGUUUGCAUAAAUCAGUUCCUAAGUCAAUCCAAAGUGAGUUUUUUCAAAAGGUCCAAGAGAAGUUUGAACUGCUAUCUGGCCCCAUAGUACUGAUUUGUGGGCAAAACAAAGCUCAGUCGAAAGGACAACUACUUUUUUCUAUGAAUAAAGGGCAAAAGACAUCAAAAGAUGGUGAAAUUUACAAGCCCUUUAAUGUGUUGUCUAUACAGCCACCUAAGGAUGAGAAACUACUGGUAAUAUUCAAGAAACAACUUGAGGAAGAUAGGAAAAUUGUGAUUUCACAGUAAUUUGAAGAAACUUGUUGAGAAAUUAAACACGUGCCUUGGCUGCUGCUUUAGAUAGUUUAGUUCAGUUUGAAUGAGUCAAAUAAAAUAUCUUCUACUAGCUGUUAGUGGAGAGAUCAGUUUAUGUUUUGUUUUUAAUUAUAAGUAACAGCCCCUAGAAUUUAGCUUAAAUUAAGGAGGUUAUCUCUUAUCAGUUAUUUUCAAGAUGUAUUUAAAUUCAAGUUUGUGAUUCAAUAAAGUAUUAUGCUUUUGCUGCCUCAUAUCAAAAAAUUUAUACCGUUCAAUUUUCUCUUCUGCUA
Messenger RNA from Lotus japonicus, 2333 nucleotides. RefSeq lists its product as uncharacterized. The transcript has 13 exons. Bases 244 to 2037 code for a protein of 597 amino acids. The record is from RefSeq and is a predicted model, not a curated record. NCBI's taxonomy places the organism in Eukaryota, Viridiplantae, Streptophyta, Magnoliopsida, Fabales, Fabaceae. Gene Ontology annotation, cellular component: mitochondrial outer membrane.